AUGCGGGUCACUGUCCACAUUCCAGGGAAGUUUGAGAAUUCGGUGGUCAAUAGUGAAGGCAAAUUAAUUCAUGAGAAACUUUCAGAAGCGGAAUUAGAUGAGUUGUGGCUCGAGACAUUUGUGUGUUCUGUGGUACGCAGUAUGCUUGAUUCUGAUGACGAUGAGGCAAACCGUUUUGGCGGACUAGUUGAAAUUCGAAAGGAAAACCUUUUCAAUAAUGGAAAAGCAUCACAAGAGCUUUUGAGAAACUUUGUUUUGGGCUUUGAAAAAUUGUUCUGGGUUGGGCCAAAGUUGGGCUGCUCAGUAGAAAUUCCUCAGGCGACGUUAGUAUGCAACUAUCUCGUUGAUGGUUUUCUCAAGUGCAUUCAAUUAACACAAAGCUUUGAUUUGGCUUUGGAAGUGUUGCAUAGAUUAGAAGAGCAGGAACCUUCAGUUACCACUUUGAUUGCCCAGGUGCUUAUCAUGAAGGAUGAAGAAAUUCAAGCAGUCCAGGUAAUUUGUGAAGGUAUCUCUAAGAACAAACGUGAUUCGGAACUUUUGUUGUUGGAAUGCAAUCUUUUGAUAGAAAAAAAGAGAUAUGACUUGGCCUUGCACUUAGCCAAGCAAGCUGUUCAAUCAUCUCCUUCUGACUUCAAAACUUGGGCUGCCUUGGUUAAAGUUUAUACAAAGUUAAAUGACUUUGAGAACGCCUUAUUAACGUUGAAUUCGUGUCCCAUGAACUCGCAUAAGGAAAAGUUUAUGCUCAAAAGGAUUGUGCCUUUGAGAGGUACUAGCGAUGAAUUGCAUUUACCAUCGCCUGUCGAUGUCACGUUGGACGAAGUCUCUAAUUUGCAAAGUUCAGUUAUUAUUGCAGAGCAAAAGAGCAUCGAUCCCCUGCUUGCCAACUUACCAGCUGCAAAUUUGAAGUCUACUUUCGCAAAAGCAUAUGAUUUGCUUACAGAUAUUGUCGUUAAGACCGGUUGGGAGUCUUUAUUGAAGUACAGAGCUAAAGUCUUCGUGAUGGAAGAAGAAUAUCGUAAAGAUAAAAAUUCUGUCAACAAUGCUAUAAAGGGAUCCAGACAAAAUUCGCAAAAUGGGCAAAUUGCCUCUCAAGAUGCGGAAGGUGACGACUCCUCUACCACGGCGAUCAAAUCUCCUACAAGGGAUGGAGUUGAGGGAAUCACUGACAAAUCUUCACAAAAUGAAUUCAAGAAAAAACGUCUCUGUGAAAGAUGGCUCGAUAAUUUAUUUAUGUUGUUAUACGAGGACUUGCGAAUCUAUACCAUGUGGCAAGCAGAGUACGUUCAUUUUCAAGCUCAGCAGAUGGAGUAUAAAAAGACCACAUUGGAGUGGGAAGCAUUGGGUCUGAUUGCGUUUAGACUCAAACAUUUUAAAGAGGGAUCCAUUGCAUUUAGUAAUGCGUUAAGGGGAAGAUUCUCUUCCAAAUCGCAACGUGAAAUGUUGAAGUACUACCUUAUGGAAAGAACAAAGAUGUUAUCAAGAAACAACGCCAGCGAAGCUUCGCUUUCGGUAAUCCAUAACCAAACCAAGUCGGUGAACCAGCUAAAUGAAAAGAUUUUGGAAAGCUGCAUCAAAUUAUUGGUUUGGAACCAUCGUUGGUAUAACGACUUCUCACCUCAUCUAAUUCUAACUUUCAACGACUUGGUAGCUAAGGAAGGUUUGAUCAAGAUUCAAUCUCUAGUACAGGCUGUCUUUUCAAACAGCGCGACCCAAUCGGAGAACUUGGCUAAUCACGGUAUUACUGAAAUGAUGGAGGAUUUAUACAGUUUCGCAAGGACCUACGAGAUAAGCGGUAGCGACAACUGA
Molecule: messenger RNA, 1806 nt
Organism: Clavispora lusitaniae ATCC 42720
Lineage: Eukaryota; Fungi; Ascomycota; Pichiomycetes; Serinales; Metschnikowiaceae
Gene: BUD7
Product: exomer complex subunit
Biological process (GO): Golgi to plasma membrane transport
Cellular component (GO): exomer complex
Molecular function (GO): protein binding
Source: RefSeq, a predicted model, not a curated record